Messenger RNA from Linum trigynum, 3432 nucleotides. NCBI's taxonomy places the organism in Eukaryota, Viridiplantae, Streptophyta, Magnoliopsida, Malpighiales, Linaceae. The record is from the annotation of a GenBank genome assembly.
GUUCGGUCUGGUCUGGUCUAGAUAGACUACACUCAACGAAAAAUGAACAAUUUGUUUCGUCAACCACACAAAAAAUUGAACCAAUAACCAAGAAAAAUAAUUGUUAUUUGCCUUAAAACAUUAAUCCUAACAUUAAUUAAUAAUUUUGGUACCCUAAUUCUUAGUACAUAACAAAGAUUUAAAGUAAAAACAUCUCAACUUGCACUAUAACGUCAUAAAACAUUUACAUAAUGUCAUAUUGAGACAUGAUUAUCUCUACUCUCUGGUUAAAUGUGGUUGUGAAUGAAGGAGAGACGAUAUUCACAAAAUUAAGGUUGAGACUUGGGUGUGGUUGUGGGAGUUGGGAGAGUGGUCAAAUGGGCUGUUAACACGUAUUGACAAGUCGGUUGGGUCCACGGUUUGGUCCGGUGAACCGCGGUCUAGACCAGACCAAGAGAUCAAAACAUAAAAUAAUACAGACCAUGGACCAGACCAGACCAUACUUAACGGUCUACGGUCCGGACCAAACUGUACAGUACGGUUUGGACCACGGUUUUUCUAACGCUCUGGUCUGUUUUCCCAGCCCUACAGUCAACUUUGUAGGUUGAAGGUGCAAAAGAACCAUCGACCUUAAAACGAGAUCAUACCAAAAAAAUAUAAAUGUCAUUCAUCGAGUAAUGCAUUCGACGAUGCCAUUUUUAAAAUGAAAUGGCAGUCGACAACAAUUUUCAUCGAAUUGGAACAGUUAGAUAAGACAACCGAUGAGUCUUCUGCGCUAAAAUCCAGUAAAGUAUGCGUAUAAUUCAAUGGUGCACAUGUUUGUUAACUCUCGUGGAAAUUGGUAAUGGACAAAUUAAGCCUGGGAUAUCCCAACUGAAGUGGUCAGCAAACCAACUUCACUCACCUCCAUCUCCAUGGCGGAUCGGGGUCAGGAGUAGGUAUAGCCGAACUCGUCACUGUAGACGAACAGAUGGCGACAAUGGGUUUCAAUAAAAAAAAUGGCCAUAACUAUUUUGGAAGCAAAUGCCCAGCCCAGCUGUUACACAUUACUGAUUACACUUUAGGCGCCACUGAACUGAUGAUGGAAGAAGCAGUGCAGCAUCCGGCAGCUGAUUCUACAGUAGUCUCGUAUUUCCGUCUUUCUUCCUUUUCAUUACCGACGCGAUGGGGUCUUCCGCCCACCUUCAAAGAAGGUGACGUCUGGAGACUACAGACUGCGAGGAGCAGAAGCAGCAAGUGCGUCUUUUUUUCUGAGUUCAUCUCCUUUUCGUUACAGAUCUCUCUCGUUUCUGCUUGCUUUUCCAGCUUCUUAUCAUUAGAAUCUGCAGUUAAAUCAGUUCCUCUUUCUGGGUUUUAUUCUGUUUGAUUGUUCUGUAAAAGGGUAGGGGAAAGAUGAGUUGUUAGAUUAGGAAAGCCUUCCUCUUUUUGUUUAUGAUAGUUUGUUGAUGGCUUGAUGCCUGACUUUCAAUCUGCAGGUUCAGUUGGGGGAGAAUCGAAUCUCCAUUCCUGAUUUAGUUAGGCAGAGAACCCUAGUUGUGAAACACUUCCAUUAGUCAAAAACAAGUCAAACAAAAGAGUGAGAAAGAUGACGAUAGAGAUGGUCGCCGGCACAAUUUUGGCGGGGAUUUUAGGGUUCUUAGCAUACAUUUACAGCUUCUACAUGUGGAAGCCGCGGCAGCUGAGACGGAAACUGGGGAAUCAAGGAGUGAAGGGACCUUUAGCUUCUUCGAAUCCUCUGCUGGGCAACAUCCCUGAAAUCAACCGGAUUCGUCUCCAGACAGCUAAUUCCAAACCCACCUUUUGUCUUGACGGAACCGCCGCCGGUCGACCGGAAAUCGACCACGAUUGGCCAUCCGUCCUCCUGCCCCACCUCCGGCUAUGGCUAGAGAAAUACGGCUCCACCUUCGUCUACUCCACCGGGACCAUACAGCUACUCUGCACAACAGACGCAGAGAUGGUGAAGGAAAUCAGCCAUUUCACGUCUUUAAGCUUAGGGAGGCCUUCUUACCUCUCGAGAGAUUUCGGGCCUUUGUUCGGCCAAGGAAUCAUCGCCUCCAGCGGUCCUACUUGGUCCCAUCAGCGCAAGAUCAUUGCUCCCCAGUUCUACACUGACAAGGUUAAGAGCAUGGUGAGCCUUAUGGUGGAGUCCACCAACUUGGUGAUGGCAUCUUGGGGAGCUGCGAUUGAUCGUUGCGAGGGAGGGGUUGCAGAUGUGAAUAUAGACAAGGACAUGAGAAGCUUGUCCGCGGAUGUGAUCUCGAGAGCCUGCUUCGGGAGCAAUUACAAGGAAGGGGAGCAUAUCUUCUCUAAGGUUAGAGAGCUUCAGAUCGUCCUGGCCAAAGGCCACGCUGGAAUCCCCAUCUUAAGACACUUGCCAACCAGCAAGAACAGAAAAAUAUGGAAAUUGGAGAGGGAGAUCAACACCGUGAUCUUGGAUGUAGUCAAGCAGAGGGCAGCUGCUCUCGAUUCCGAGAGAGACCUUCUCCAAAUGAUACUCGAAGGUGCUAAAGAUGCCAGCAGCAGUACUAGUUCAAAUGUUGUUACUUCUCUGGACAAGUUCAUCGUCGAUAACUGCAAAGCAAUCUACUUUGCCGGCCAGGACACCACCGCCACUAGCGCGUCCUGGACCUUAAUGUUGCUGGCAGCUCAUCCCGAGUGGCAAUCUAGAGCUCGCCAGGAGGCCCAGCAGCUCUGUAAAGACAAGAUUCCGGACCUUCCUGCUCUCCAAAACAUGAAAACACUGACAAUGGUGAUCCAAGAGACACUGCGGCUCUACCCGCCUGCUGUGUUUGUGGUGAGGGAAGCUUUGGAAGACAUCAAGUUCAAGAACAUAACGAUUCCGAAAGGAAUGAACGUUCAAGUUCCCAUAUCGAUUGUGCAGCAGGAUCCCGAGCUAUGGGGGCCGGAUGCACACCUCUUCAACCCUGAAAGGUUUGCUGGUGGAAUACUUGGUGCUACUACCAGUACCAGUGGCGGCUCUCAGGCUGCGUACAUUCCGUUUGGAGUCGGUCCUCGUGUCUGCGUCGGCCAGCACUUCGCCAUGAUGGAGCUCAAAGUGAUUCUGUCUCUGAUUCUGCUCAAUUUCAGGUUCUCGAUUUCGCCUUCGUACGUCCACUCCCCAGGAUUUGCGUUGGUUGUGCAACCGGCGAAUGGAGUUAGGCUCCUCAUAGAGCGCGAAAACUGACUCAUGGUUGAUGGCGUCGGCUUGCUAGCUUGCUCGUACAUCUAAAGAAUAUUAUAAGUGAUUUCCCGUAAACAGCCUCUCCAAUUCAAAUUUCCGUUCACCACAUGCUUCCACGUCAGCGACCCCUUUAUCCAAUAGCAGACCGCCACAUGUUAAUUUUUUUGUAAGAGGUUUGGAAACCGAAUCCCUCGGCAAUUUUCGGGGAUAUGUUUUUUUUUUCUUUUUUUUUUCUUUUAUAUGCGGGAAGGGAAUAACACAUGUGCUUUUCC